CUAACCUAUGUGACAUUCUUGCCUAAAUAUGUACUUGACAGUCGGCCUAACUAUUUCCAAUAUUCAUGAGCUGCUAAAAAAAAGUUAAUAGCUGAAUAUGAAAUGGGAUUAAAUUUUAGAAAUUUGAUAAAGAAUUAGAUGAAAACUAGGCUAAUUACAUAUAUGUGUAUGAGAGAGAUGUUUUCAGAAUGGUACUGAGAGCGAGAACGGCAAACGCGUCUCUUCGAGGUCUACGAGAAUGACUAAGCAUAUUUAUCGGGAAAACGCAAAAGACAGAGGGAUUCAGGCGUUUUCGAGGCUGUUUCGUUCUCGAGCGUAAAAAACUGCCGAGCCGAAAACGGUUAUGGAUGGAAAAAGAUCUAUUAAAAUGGAUCCGCUAUCACCUGGUCCUUGUCUAGACAUUAGUGAUGAUGAACUUGUUACAAUAUCGGUGAGAGACUUAAAUAGGCAGUUGAAAUUACGUGGGCUGUCCAGAGAGGAGAUUGUACGUAUGAAACAGCGAAGACGUACACUGAAGAAUAGAGGUUACGCAGCUAGCUGCCGUAUAAAGCGCAUUGAGCAAAAGGACGAAUUGGAAUCUGAAAAGACUCAAGAGUAUCGCGACAUGGAAGCCAUGCAGGAAGACAACAAUCGUAUGAAGGAAGAGAUAGAAGCCUGGCAUUCUAAGUAUCACGCACUCAAAAAAUUUGCUCAAGAAAAGAAAAUUAUCAUUCCACCAGAAUUGGAAAACAUGUAAAAAAAAUAAUUAAAUAUACUGUUUAACAAAAUACACACAUACACAGUAGAUUUAAUAGAAUGAUUGGUGAAUGUUUCAAUGCUGCAACUAUUUACACAACUUUUGUUCUUUUUUUAGAAUUAUAAAAGACUAUCUUGUACAUAUAGCUGCGAAUUUAAUUUAUGCUGUAAGAUUAAUUUAAGUAUUUUAAUUUAUACAAGUAAGUUACACAAAUUAUACAAAAUAUUUCUUUAAAUAAAAAAGUAUGACUUUAUAUGUAAGAAAUCAUAUAAGAAAUAUUCUGUAAGAGUAUCAAGUUAUGGGACAAAGGAUGGAAAAUAUGGAAAUUCCACUGAUUUUUUUAUACAUCUUUAUUUUCAGUAUACAAUAAAAGUAUCAAUCUACU
This is a messenger RNA of Monomorium pharaonis (pharaoh ant), 1121 nucleotides long. RefSeq names its product transcription factor MafG (gene maf-S). Gene Ontology annotation, molecular function: RNA polymerase II cis-regulatory region sequence-specific DNA binding; DNA-binding transcription factor activity, RNA polymerase II-specific. NCBI's taxonomy places the organism in Eukaryota, Metazoa, Arthropoda, Insecta, Hymenoptera, Formicidae. The transcript has 2 exons. Gene Ontology annotation, biological process: regulation of transcription by RNA polymerase II. Bases 344 to 736 code for a protein of 130 amino acids. Gene Ontology annotation, cellular component: nucleus. The record is from RefSeq and is a predicted model, not a curated record.